AUGGGCACUCACUCUGUAGCAGCUAACAGCUCCCUGACUGUGUUGGAGAACACAAAGGCUGUGCUCUCCUGCCUUCCUGUCCGGUUGACGAAUGCGAUUGUAACAACAUGGAAAAUAACGCUCGGAGACAAGCCUCCCUGCAUCAAAGCCUACAGGAGAGAGAAAAAUGAGACGUCAGAGGCAAACUGUACUGACAAGAGAAUAACCUGGCUCUACAGACCUGACCAGAAUGCUGCCCUUCAGAUUGACCCAGUGCUCAUCACUCAUGAUGGGUUUUAUGAGUGUGUAGUGAUAACACCUGAUGGGAAUUUCUGUCAUGGAUAUCACCUCCAAGUGUUAGUGGCCCCUGAGGUGACCCUGUCUCACAGCAGGAAUAGGACAGCGGUGUGCAAGGCAGUUGCAGGAAAGCCAGCUGCUUGGAUCUCCUGGACCCCAGAGGGAGACUGUGUGCCUGAGCAUAAGCAUUGGGGCAAUGGCACAGUGACUGUCCAGAGUACCUGCCACUGGGCAGACAGCAAUGUGUCUACUGUGUCCUGCUCUGUCUUCCACGAGGCUGGCAACUGGAGUCUGUCCACAGAGCUGAAUCAAGGUGAUGGACCCCUGGGAUUUCCAGUGCUGUGUUUACUGACCAUACUCUAUGUGAAAUCCCCUCUUUUCUUGGUUUUCCUGGUCAUUGUGGAAUUCUUCUGCUUCCAGAGGAUAAAUGGUUGCAGGUAG
This is a messenger RNA of Artibeus jamaicensis (Jamaican fruit-eating bat), 717 nucleotides long. RefSeq names its product cell surface glycoprotein CD200 receptor 1-like. Gene Ontology annotation, biological process: regulation of neuroinflammatory response. Gene Ontology annotation, molecular function: signaling receptor activity. Gene Ontology annotation, cellular component: external side of plasma membrane. Lineage: Eukaryota; Metazoa; Chordata; Mammalia; Chiroptera; Phyllostomidae. The record is from RefSeq and is a predicted model, not a curated record. The transcript has 4 exons. Bases 1 to 717 code for a protein of 238 amino acids.